Brassicogethes aeneus is the source of this 983-nucleotide messenger RNA. The record is from the annotation of a GenBank genome assembly. Lineage: Eukaryota; Metazoa; Arthropoda; Insecta; Coleoptera; Nitidulidae.
CGCAAACUUGUUCUGUGUGUUUAUAUGCUGGCAAAAUCGAUUUUCUCAGUUAUGAUUGUUCGGUUUUGGUGUUGAAAAUAUAAUAUGACAGCUUCGUAUACAGAGAUAUUUUUCGCUCUGUGUAUAUUAAUUUUACCUUUUUUCUACGAGUCUAGUCAUGUGUUUAGAUACAACUUAAAAUUCUUUCUGUAUUAUGCCAUUGUUAUGGUUAAUUCUGUCAUAUUAAUACCGGUGUUUUGUUUUAAGCCGAAAGAUGUGAAAAAUUUAUUGCGUGCAUCGACUUUUUGUCGUGUAAUAUCCACUUUAAUUGGAAUAAGAUGGAUAGUAAAAGGCCAACAACAUUUGAAAAAAGAUCAAUCCUGUGUAAUUGUUGCUAAUCAUCAAAGCUCCUUAGAUAUUUUAGGAAUGUUUGAGUUAUGGCCUCAUAUGAAUAAAUGCACAGUAAUUGCAAAAAAGGAAUUAUUUUACAUGUGGCCUUUUGGAUUAGCAGCAUGGUUAUGUGGACUUAUAUUUAUUCCCAGAGUACAAAAAGAUAAAGCAAAAUUAGUAAUGAAUAAGGCAGCUGAAAAAAUAAAAGAAGAUAAGACAAAAUUAUGGGUAUUUCCUGAGGGUACACGAAGAAACACUGGAGAAGUUCACCCAUUUAAAAAGGGUGCAUUUCAUUUGGCAAUCACAUCGCAACUUCCUAUUUUGCCAGUGGUUUAUAGCAAGUAUUAUUUCUUAAAUAAAAAACUAAGAAAAUUUGACCAUGGUAAAGUCGUCAUUACCGCAUUACCAAUCAUAGACACGAAAGGAAUGACACUAGACGAUAUCGACAGAUUAAUGAAAGAUGUAAGGGAAAAAAUGACGACUACUUUCUACGAAAACAAUAAAUUUAUAGGGGAAUCCCUAAAACCUUUGGAUUCUUAUUAAUUUAGUCUAUUAAUUUUAUCUUAUAUGCAAAAUUAUUUUUAUAAUAAUAUUAUGAGAAAUUCAAUGAUCCC